Messenger RNA from Homo sapiens (human), 4866 nucleotides. RefSeq names its product talin rod domain containing 1 (gene TLNRD1). Gene Ontology annotation, molecular function: actin binding. Bases 1350 to 2438 code for a protein of 362 amino acids. NCBI's taxonomy places the organism in Eukaryota, Metazoa, Chordata, Mammalia, Primates, Hominidae. Gene Ontology annotation, cellular component: stress fiber. The transcript has a single exon. The record is from RefSeq and is marked reviewed.
AAAAGAUUUCUAUAGGCUCCAGGGAGGUUACGGCCGAGGCGGCGGCGGCGGCGAGCCCGGGGGCGAGGCGCGGACGGGAACAGGAAAAGCCUCCGGCAGCCCCUGCGGGCGGCGGCGCAGCCACGGCCGCGCUCCGAGGUGAAGCCGCGCGCGGAGAGGAAGCGGGUGUUUUCCCCUCUGCCUUUCGGCCCCCGCCCUUCCUUUCAGUUUCUGCCCGCUCGCUCGGAAGUUGGCGGUUGACAAAAAUGGCAGGAGCCGGGGCCCGGGCCGGUUGCCGCAGCGCCGCGGGGACCUUCUGAGUUGGCCCGGUGGCAGGGAGACUCGUGCAGGGGCGUCCGAUGCGCGGGGCCCGGGGCCUCGGGAGAGCUCAGCUGCUGCGGGCCCCAGACGAGGCGACAGGGAUGGACUUGCGUAGACAGCCAGCGCCGGGCCGCCGGGCGCGCGGUCUGGGAGGGCGUGCCGCCGCGGCGCCGGGCCGCGCUCUGUGAACCGGCGAGGCGGGAAGGGGCCGCCGUGGUGCUCGGCACGCCCGGGCGUGUGGCGGGCGGGCGAGAGCUUGAGCGCGAUCCGGGCGGCCGCUGUGCGCAAUCAGUGCAGGCUCCCGCCCGACUCUGACUCGGCGCGGCCGCGACAGUGCCGGCCACACCCUCUGCCCCGCUGCCGCCGGCGCCGCUUCCCAAGAGCUGGAGGCAGGAGAUGCGCCCGGGGCGGCCGCGCGUCCCAGAGAGCCAGCCCCGGCCGCCGUCGCGGGGAAGUGCCGCCUGGUGGGGUCACGGCGCCUGAAGCCCACGUGCGCCGCCGAGCCCGAGGUGGCCUCGAGCGCGGCGGCUGACAGCACAGCCCGCCUGAGCUGCCUCCCGCGCUCCUCCCCGAGGAAAGGAUUUUGAUUUCAAAGAAAGGAAGGAAGGAAGGACAACUCCCAGCUUCCCCGUCCCGCCCUCCCCGCUCCGAGGGCCGCGCCAGGCCAUGCCCAAGAAGGCGGCGGCGGCGGCGAACCAGCAGAAGGGACUUUCCUGGCAGCCCGGCGACGAGGAGCGCGGACAGUGAGUUUGCUCUGCCCCGGUUCAUGGUUCCUGCAAGCCCUCUAGGAGGCCGAAAGCUGCAGCCCCUCCCCUUGCCCCGAAGAGCCUUCCGCGUUCUCUCGCCCUCGGGCCCACCCCGCGCCGCCCGGGCUCCCGCCGCCGCAGCCCAGUGCCCUCUGCCCGCGGCGGUGGAUGGCAUGAUGGUGCGGGGAAGGCACCGCGGCCUUGGCCAGCUGAGUCGCGACGGCCGCCGGGGCGGCGGCAGUGGCCGCGGCAGCGGCGGUGGUAGCGGGCUCCCCAGCGGCAUGCCAGUGCCCCCCGGGCGCGAUGGCUAGCGGCAGCGCCGGGAAGCCCACUGGCGAGGCGGCUUCUCCGGCUCCUGCGAGCGCCAUCGGCGGGGCCAGCUCGCAGCCGCGGAAGAGGCUGGUAUCCGUCUGCGACCACUGCAAGGGCAAGAUGCAGCUGGUGGCUGACCUGCUGCUGCUGUCGAGCGAGGCGCGGCCCGUGCUCUUCGAGGGCCCCGCCUCCUCUGGUGCCGGCGCCGAGUCCUUCGAGCAGUGCCGGGACACCAUCAUCGCGCGCACCAAGGGGCUCUCCAUCCUCACCCACGACGUGCAGAGCCAGCUCAACAUGGGCCGCUUCGGGGAGGCGGGGGACAGCCUGGUGGAGCUGGGCGACCUGGUGGUGUCGCUGACCGAGUGCUCGGCCCACGCGGCCUAUCUGGCCGCUGUGGCCACGCCGGGCGCCCAGCCCGCGCAGCCGGGCCUGGUGGACCGCUACCGCGUGACGCGAUGCCGCCACGAGGUGGAGCAGGGUUGCGCCGUGCUGCGCGCCACGCCGCUGGCCGACAUGACGCCGCAGCUGCUGCUGGAGGUGUCGCAGGGCCUGUCGCGCAACCUCAAGUUCCUGACGGACGCGUGCGCCCUGGCCAGUGACAAGUCACGGGACCGCUUUUCGCGGGAGCAGUUCAAGCUGGGCGUCAAGUGCAUGAGCACCAGCGCGUCGGCGCUGCUGGCCUGCGUGCGCGAGGUGAAGGUGGCGCCCAGUGAGCUGGCGCGCAGCCGCUGUGCGCUCUUCAGCGGGCCCCUGGUGCAGGCAGUGAGCGCCCUGGUAGGCUUCGCCACCGAGCCGCAGUUCCUGGGUCGCGCGGCAGCUGUGAGCGCCGAGGGCAAGGCGGUGCAGACCGCCAUCCUGGGCGGCGCCAUGAGCGUGGUGUCGGCCUGCGUGCUCCUGACCCAGUGCCUCAGGGAUCUGGCGCAGCACCCCGACGGGGGCGCCAAGAUGUCGGACCACAGGGAGAGGCUGAGGAACUCGGCCUGCGCCGUGUCUGAAGGCUGCACCCUGCUAUCUCAGGCUUUAAGGGAGAGGUCUUCGCCCAGGACUUUACCGCCAGUGAAUUCCAAUUCUGUGAAUUAGCACCCCACCCCCAUACCCCUUCUUCCACCCCCAGACUAAAGGAAGAUACUUACUCUCUGCCCCUCUCCAUUUAUACCAAAGAAAUCAUAGGUGAAACCCCCUACCCUCCCCAACGUUAAAUGCUCGAGAGGAAUCUUCCACAAGGCAGGGCCAUGCACGCAACCUGCACACGCACUUGGAGGGCCCAGGUGUCUCUCCACCAGCCCCCAUGCAGUAGGGACUGGAAGAUAUGUCAUCUGCUGGUUGUGUUAUCACUCCCACCCCCUACCCCAGCCCGUCUUCCGGAAUUUCUCAACUAAAUUUCAUUAUUGGGCAGGAAGGAGGUCAUGGGUUCAUUUCAUUUUUGUUUUUUGUGUUUUUAAUUAAAAGAAAGGUUACCUCAGUUUUCACUCCUUAGACAUGGAUGUAGCUACCUUUUUUUGUAUGUCUUUUUUUUUUUUAAGCAAUCGUGUUGAAUUAGGAGUAUACUUGGUGUGGAAAGAGUAUGAAUUUGCCAUGUGAUUUGCAAAUGGGGGGAAGCUACUGUGAGCGUGUGUUUUUUUAAUUUACACUAUAGAGUGAUUUUUUUUUCCCCCAACGUCAAGUUUUUACCUUGCAUGUACUGGAGUAUUUAUUUCAUCUAUUAAAAUGUUAUGUUUCUCAGAUGGCUUUUUGCAAUUAUUGUUGAUUUUUCAAUAAUUGUAAUUUUGCAUGCUGCAUGUCAUGUAUGGGAAGGGUCUGUGGGAAGGCUAUUUCAAUAGUAGUGAGGCGGGCCCCCAAUUCCCAGCCCUUUCUACUAUUUCCUCAAGAAAAAGUACUGCUCAAGAAGUACUCCCUUGAGCAGCCUGGAACUGAAGAGAGGACUAUGUGUAACGUUCUAUUUUAAAAGGCAGGUGACACAAAUGGGAUUGGGUUAUGUAGAGUGCUUGGGACGGUUUUGUCUCAUUUUUCCUGGAAAGUGAUUUAGCUCCCUUUGUCUCCACUUACCUUUCCAUCAUCAUGAACAGUGGCUCAGGCUGCUUGAAUUCUGAUUUGUAUUCUGCCUAUCAUUUUCAGAUUAAAUCCUAAUCCUGUGUGGUAUGCCAGCCUUCCCAACUCAGAGUCUCUGGAUGGAACUCUAAAAGUACUGUACAUCAAGUGAGAAUAGUUAGCAUCUUUUAUGUACACAGGUCUAUUCAGACAAGAUCCUCAUGAUUUCAGAAAAAAUAUAGAGAGGGUCCUAGACUGCUUAAUAGAGGAAAGAAGUAUCCUGGAAAGCUUGUUAAGAACGUUCUAGAGCCACAACAUGAUUGUAGGCCAAGGGCUUGUUUUUGUGACCUUGAUCUAAGAUAAUGCCAUGGUUGAUUGUAUGUUGGAAGAAUCUUUGAUUGGAAUUUGGAGUAAUAUUAAGGUAGUUUGUCUUUUCUGCAGACAUUUUUAGGAGUCUUUUUGUGUGAGUGGUGGUGGAGUGUAUAGUUUUGUUGAACCUAGUUAAAUUCUGAAUAUCUUCCCACUAAAAGCACAACAAAUCUAUUUACAGUGCCUGAAGCCUGGGAGAGCCACAUGAGUAAAAACUCGUACGUGGUUUAGAUUUGUUCCAUUUACAUUUUUCUUGGGAUUUGUUGUGCUUAAACCUUUGCAGUUCCCACAGAUCUGAAAAGAAAGCAUUUUUCACUGUAAUACAUUAAGAGAGAGAGAAAAAAGUCAUAUUGACUAUUUUACUUGUUUGAAUCGCUGUUUUUAUUACAAUGACAUGAAAUACAACGUGUAAAAGUCUUUAACCUGUGUUGGGUAAGGGUAGGACUGUUUCACCACCCUGAAUUUGAAAUUUGAAAAAGUCUUAAAGUGGUAGGGUACUUAAAUUUUUAAAAAAAUGACCAUGGGAGCAGUUUUUCUCUGUUAAAUCCUGGUAAACUUCGGGUUUUUGAAGACUUUAAAAGAUGAAAAUGACCUUGAGCAUCUUUAUUCCUUUCCUCUGCCCCUUAAUGUUGGGAUGGGGUUCAGGAUGAAAGGGAGGUGGGAUUCUAAUUCAUGUGCCAGUGACAAUCCUGCAUGCAUAUAGAAAUUUUUAUUUAUUGAAUGUACACAAGUAAUGAUGGAGUUUGAUUAUAUGGUUCAUUUUCAUUUAUCCUAUGCAGAUCACAAAGAGUAAACUGAAAGGAACAAACGCUAAGUAAAAUAAGGGCCAGAAAUCUGUAAAUUUGGUAUUAGAUUAAGAAAAAAAGAAUUGCCAGUUUUUUCCUGGACUCUUUCCUUGCAGAAGCGAUUUUCAGGACAACUCAAGCCAAUUAAAAAAAAGAAAAUCACUUUCCCUAUCUGUUUGGAUGAAGUUAACUAGCUAGUCACUAAGUGAAUUUUGAAACCUCUUACCUAAAUGAUAGCUGCUCUUGGUGUUUCUUUAUGCUCUACGUUUGGUCAUGUAACAUGCAUAAUCUCUGUUCUCUGAAGUUGAUUAAAGUUCUAAACUUAA